Messenger RNA from Gossypium raimondii (Peruvian cotton), 1908 nucleotides. RefSeq lists its product as uncharacterized. The transcript is spliced from 5 exons. Lineage: Eukaryota; Viridiplantae; Streptophyta; Magnoliopsida; Malvales; Malvaceae. The record is from RefSeq and is a predicted model, not a curated record. Gene Ontology annotation, molecular function: nucleic acid binding. Gene Ontology annotation, biological process: DNA integration. Bases 1 to 1908 code for a protein of 635 amino acids.
AUGGAGAGAUCGAGUCGAUUCGAGGAAGAUGUACAUGAACUCCCGACUAAAGAAGAUGAAGAGAAUGACCUAGAAGUUCUUGAAUCUGGUCAAGUUAUGGAGAUCAUGGUUGUCAAACGUAGUUUGAAUGUGCAACAGGUGCAAGACGAGCAACAACGUGAGACUAUCUUUCACACACGAUGCAAGAUUCAAGAUAAGGUAUGUGUUGUGAUUAUUGAUAGCGGUAGUUGUACUAAUGUUGCUAGUUCAGUGAUGGUUGACAGAUUAGGUCUUAAGACGACAAAGCAUCCGAAUCCGUACAAGUUGCAGUGGUUGAAUGACGGUGGAGAACUUAAAGUGACGAAACAAGUGGUUGUACCGUUUUCAAUUGGAAACUACAAGGACGAGGUCCUUUGUGAUGUUGUGUCGAUGGAUGCUACUCACCUUCUUUUGGGGCGCCCUUGGCAGUAUGACAAGAGGGCAAUGCAUGAUGGUUUUACAAAUCGAUACUCUUUUAUGCAUGCAAGUAAGAAGAUUACUUUGGCUCCUUUGACACCGAGUCAAGUAAUUGAAGAUCAAACAAGCUUGAAAAAGAGUAAGGAAGUUGCAAAGGAGAAGAAAAAGAUGAGCGGAUUACCACCUCUUCGUGGCAUUGAGCACCAGAUUGAUUUCAUUCCAGGUGCUACCAUUCCAAAUCGACCAGCUUAUCGUACUAACCCUGAAGAGACGAAAGAGCUUCAAAGGCAAGUUACAGAAUUGAUGGACAAGGGUUAUAUUCGAGAAAGUCUAAGUCCAUGUGCUGUUCCGGUGUUGUUAGUACCGAAGAAAGAUGGGUCUUGGAGGAUGUGCGUAGAUUGUAGAGCUGAUCACGUAGAACAUCUGAGAGCUGUAUUGCAGACUUUGAGAGAAGAAAGAUUGUAUGCUAACGUAGAGAAAUGUGUGUUUUGUACUGACAGACUUACAUUUCUUGGUUACAUUGUGAGUGCACAGGGUGUUGAAGUUGAUCAUGAGAAAAUAAAGGCAAUUCAGGAAUGGCCACGACCGACAUCGAUUACUCAGGGUUCAAUGCGUGAUAUACUGAUCCGUAAAGCACAUGAAGGUGGAUUGAUGGGUCAUUUUGGGGUCACUAAAACGUUAUACACCUUAAAAGAGCAUCUUUUCUGGCCUAAGAUGCACCGAGACGUUGAACGCUACUGUGAACGUUGUGUGACAUGUAAGAAAGCAAAAUCGAAGGUUUCACCACAUGGUACGAAACUUAUGUUUUCUACUACUUGUCAUCCCCAGACUGAUGGGCAAACUGAGGUUGUUAACAGAUUUUUAUCUACUUUACUUCGAUCCAUCAUUAAAAAGAACAUCAAAACUUGGGAAGAUUGUUUGCCACACGUUGAAUUCGCUUAUAACCAUGCUGUACAUUCUGCUACUAAGAUGUCACCUUUUAAGGUUGUUUAUGGCUUUAAUCCUAUUACGCCUCUAGAUAUGUUGCCUUUGCCGCAGGAACAGGUGAUGAACAGGGACGGUAAAGCAAAAGCAGAAUAUGUGAAGAAAUUGCAUCAACAGGUUAAGGAGAACCUCGAACAAAGGACUCAACAGUAUACAAAGCAAGCAAACAAGGGCAGAAAGCGAGUCAUCUUCGAUGUGGGAGAUUGGGUUUGGGUUCAUUUCCGAAAGGAACGAUUUUCAGCCCAAAGGCGGUCCAAGCUGUUACCGCGUGGUGAUGGUCCUUUUCAGGUGUUGGAGAAAGUGAAUGACAACUCCUACAAGUUAGACUUGCCGGGAGAAUACAAUGUGAGUGCCACAUUUAAUAUAUCUGAUUUAACCCCUUAUGAUGAUUCUACAGAUUUGAGGACAAAUCCUUUUCCAGAAGGAGGGGAUGAUGUGCGCACGCUCACACCAACAAAGCAAACUGAUCCGGAAGUCUUACCAUUAUGA